Molecule: messenger RNA, 3525 nt
Organism: Lytechinus pictus (painted urchin)
Lineage: Eukaryota; Metazoa; Echinodermata; Echinoidea; Temnopleuroida; Toxopneustidae
Exons: 5
Coding region: 1-1182 (393 amino acids)
Source: RefSeq, a predicted model, not a curated record
AUGGAUCGUCGGAGAACCAUCGGGAUAUUAACGUAUGCCUUCUUCGCUGCUACGUGGCGCCAUGUUCAAGCCGCUUGUAAUGAACCCCAACCCGUUUCUGGUACCCGUCACAACGGGACUCUUGCGAUCUACAGCCCAGGCGAUGUUCUUAUUUUUACCUGUGACACCGGCUACAAAGCAAACUACAACCCACCUACUAUUACCUGUAUCGACAUCAGCAAUGACAUACGUUGGAAUCCACCCAGUGUUUCGUGUGAUUUAGACGUUGUAUCCCUCGUUAUCGCCAUCGUCGUCGCAUUGGUUGGAAUCAUCGUCUUCGUCCUUGCCAUCAUUUGGUUGAGGAAAAGAAGGGCGGAGAGGGACUCGAGGCGUAUCCGCAAGAAGAGGGCCAGCUCCAACAAAUACGGCAACUAUGAACCCCGAGGUUCGACCAGGGAUGGUAACGUCAAUCACGGCAUGACUGAAAUCGAGAUGGAUAGCAUGGGUAUACCGAUGGGGGCCAACGGGAGCACGAUGUCGAGGAACGGUACCAAUGGGCACGGUCCGAAUGGUCUUCUUUGGAGUCCGCCAUCAGCUCGAGGACAAGUCACCAAGGAGGAAGAAUUCGCCGUUCUUCAGCGAAGCCGCAAGUCAUCGGCCACCUCGCAGUCAAGCCGUACCGACAACAUGCCCACCAAGACACCCAGCGGCGUUCAUCUCAACCCCAACAUCGGCGACGUCGAAUUUGGCGCGCAGAAUGCGAGCACAUACAACUUCAAGGACAUUGGAUCGGCAAUGAACGCCAUGGCGCCACCGACGCUGAUUGCAAACUCCAUGGAGAUGUCGCUCCCAAUGCCCGAUUCGAUCUCCCCGAGAUCAACAGAUGAGAAUGAAGAUACGGAAGACGACUUCAACGGCCUCUACGCGGCUGUCGACAAGUCAAGGAAGACACAUGAUAACAACUCAAACGGCAGCGUGAAGGUCGAGGCGAUGAUCGAGGAUGACGGGUACUCGGCGGUCGGUUCGUCCGGUAAUUUCACGGCUCAUGAAGAGGCAAUUUCGGAUGAUCCGUACUCGGAGGUCAAGAGGAAUGAUUUAGACGAAGAGGAUGACUAUGCCGUUGUAAAACGCGUUGAGGAAACACCAGAAGAUGUUCCCGAGGAAAAUGAUUUUGAUGGCCUGUACGCCAAGGUUCAGAAGUAAACAAACAAACAAACGUGGAUUUCAAACGACUGCUGAGACGUUCCACAAAAAUGACGAUCAAACUGUCUCAUUGGAGACGCAGAAAACAUGGUUAUAUUCGGGUUAUUGCUCGGGUUUUUUUUUACAUUGUGAGCGUUUGUUCCACAACAAUCUCGAUUAAAUACGUCAAUAUACAUUAUAUUCCGGAUAUUUACUGAAAAAAUACUGUUUAAACAGAAAUUAUGAAACAGUUCCAGCGUGGAUUAUUAAAUAAAGACUAUGCAUUUAGUGAAUUAAUUUUCUGUACAUGGUUGUGUCAAAGAACAUUUUAUAUAUUUCUAAAGCAUUUAUAAAGCAAGUAUUGUUUAUGCAUUGAAUAUGUUUAUACUAUAGUAUAUGAUAGAGUGAUCCGAAUAAUGAUGUAUUUUGUACAUGUCUGUGUGUCGUUGCCGAUUAUGUUCUGUGACGUUUAUGAAGGAGAAAUUUCGUGAUUUUGCGUGAUUAUGACUAGCGAAUUAGUUUGUUUUCCUAUAUCUUUCAGCUGAAAUAUUCAAAUCAAGUAGCCAUCAAGUUUAGUAAUUCAUAUGUACAUGCAUCCUCUUUAAUGAAAUAUAAUCUUUUAAAAAUAAAGAUGAUGAUUAUGAUGAUGUUGAUAACAGUGAUACGUUGAUGAUAAAGAAUAAUAACUAUAUCAAAACUAUUCUCUAUUACAUGUAUGUAAAAUAAUAAAAGAAUAAUGCUUAGGAUAUGCUACACAAUAGAUAAUUGAAAUACACUAAAAAGUAACAAAAAAUAUAUAUGCAGUGUUUGUAAUGAUUACCGGAAUUUUCCCGUUUAUGUCUUUCGUUAUGAGGUAAUAGUGGUGAAUGUAGAUACAUGUGCUUAUUUCUGUAAUAUACAUAAUUGCAAUUAGAAACGUACGAUAGCUAUCAAACCCUUUCAGAGACAUUUUUUAAUUAUCAAAGAUCUGUGAUUUUUUUUAUAUCUUAAAUGGAGGUGAAGCAGGUUUAUUAUAUUCCCAUUGGAUUCGAGAGAUUAUAUUGUUGUAAUUUUGUUUUCAUCUUGCUGGCACGAUGUGGUUUUUCUCGGGGGGGGGGGUACGACAAGUAUAAAACCAUGAACGUUCUUUAUCAGAAUAUUUUGUUCAAAGUAUCGACCAAGCAAAAUCCAUCCAGACAACAAGUCGCGGUCUGAACCAAUGCGGAAAGAAGAAAAAACACGCACUCUCAGAAUUCUUUUUAGCCAACUUAUAUAAGUACCAGACUUCCAGCCAACUGUUGAUUAAGAAAUACCCUAAUUCAUUGGGCAUAAAAUUUUGUUUUAAUCAACAGUUGACCUGUUCAUAUUUGAACCAACUGUUGGUCAAACAAAUCCUGACAGUGUGAAUGUUGAAUGCUAAUUUGAUUUGAUAUGCAAUAAAAGAUUUGGACCCGUCUUAUAAAGGGGUCUUAUUAAUUUCGAGUACGAAAAACCAGUGACAAAAUCACCUAGAAUACAAAUGUCAUGUCAAAUCAUGUUAGCUAUUAUCAUGACAAACAUUCAAAAGUUGUCAUAAUUGCGGUCCAUCAGCGUGAUCCUCUUGCGGGGGUAUGCAGAUACCCUUACAACGAAUUCUGGCUUUGUUGGCUUGCCAUAGCAAGGCUGAUUAAAAAAUACAGGUCCAGAUAUGCAUGAGAGGAAUAUUUGCAAAUCUGCCGUCCUUUGUAUUAUCCUAGGCCGCUCUGCUGUAUAGUAAUCAAACUAUUGCCCAUUAUCUUGCAAACCAAAGCAAUGUUUACCCUUAUUGUCAUGGUCUGGUAAAAUAUGAAAAUCCCAAGUUAUACUAUGCUGUCAAUGUCAGGUGCAUCGAUUUUGGUCUGAGGAGUGUUUCAUAAAAAAAAGUUCUAUCAGUGAUUUUAAUCGACAGAUGUUAUAAGCUAAUGUAAAAUCCUCGCAUCUGAUUCUUCCUCUUUGUCUGCUUUGGCUUGCAAUCGGUCAGAAAUGACUAUUUUUAAAAUUGGACUAUAGCAAAUUAGUAUUUUACAAUUCAUGAAAAGCUCCAAUGAUUAAGCUGUUUGUUUGAGGAUGCACAAUGUAAAUCCCAAACUUGUAAAUGUCUUCCAUUUAGAUCAAAGAUUUUGUUUAUUUCUUUAUGGCUUAUGCAUGUGGCAGCCAAUACAGACUUUUGAGGUAUAGGCCUAUUGUACAAUUUUACAUACCAUGUGUAAAAUAUAUACUUAUGUUCAUACAUAUCUGUGAUAUUUUAAAGUUUCGUAUUCUUUCGCCUCUCAAUCUCUUCUCGUUUCCACUCUUCAACAUAUAUAAAAAUGUUACAAGGUGCUAUCAUUGCAGGCAUCAUUUAUAAUCAUUAAAAAAAUGAACCAA